Molecule: messenger RNA, 756 nt
Organism: Penicillium soppii
Lineage: Eukaryota; Fungi; Ascomycota; Eurotiomycetes; Eurotiales; Aspergillaceae
Product: peroxidase family protein
Exons: 3
Coding region: 1-756 (251 amino acids)
Molecular function (GO): peroxidase activity
Source: RefSeq, a predicted model, not a curated record
AUGUAUCUACCAUUCAUCAAGACAGUCCUCUUCAGCCUCAUAACCAUCUCCCACGCCCGUGAUCCCAAAGGCCAUGAGUACCACCCAGCACUCCCAACCGAUAGCCGAUCCCCUUGCCCAGGCCUAAAUGCCCUAGCAAACCACGCCUACCUCCCACGCUCGGGAAAAAACAUCGACCUAGCGACACUCCGUAACGCCGUCCACGACGCCUACAACUACAUCCCGACCUCUUUCGACGGCGCCUUCGCACAAGCCGUCUCCUUCAACCUCACAACAACAGGCAAUGCCUCAACCUUCCACCUCUUCGACCUGGCCCGACACGACGACAUCGAAUUCGACGGCUCCCUCUCCAGAAACGACAUCUACUUCGGCGACGACGUCCACUUCGACAUCAACGUCUGGACACCUGUAGCACAUAAUCUGAAUCUCUACGACACCCUCGGCCCUGAAAAUAACCAAUAUGUCACUGUUGAGACUGCGGCUAGGGCGCGCGCUGCCCGCGUGAAAGAGGCACAGAGGGUUAAUCCCUCUUUCAAUGCUUCUGCUAACCAGAUAAUGGGAAGUCCUGGGACGACGGCCCUGUAUCUGACGACGCUGUGGGAUGAUAAUGUGAGUGCUGCGCCGAAAGCGUGGGUUCGGGCGUUUUUCGAGGAAGAACGCAUUCCCUUCCUCGAGGGGUUCGGGCAUUCCGUGAUCCCAAGGACUGAGGCGAACUUCACGGAAAUGACGAAACGGGUGCUGGCAGUGGAUGUUUAG